This is a messenger RNA of Lottia gigantea (owl limpet), 1370 nucleotides long. RefSeq lists its product as hypothetical. Bases 995 to 1288 code for a protein of 97 amino acids. Gene Ontology annotation, biological process: cellular response to amino acid stimulus; positive regulation of TOR signaling. The record is from RefSeq and is a predicted model, not a curated record. Gene Ontology annotation, cellular component: lysosome; Ragulator complex. The transcript is spliced from 4 exons. Lineage: Eukaryota; Metazoa; Mollusca; Gastropoda; Lottiidae. Gene Ontology annotation, molecular function: guanyl-nucleotide exchange factor activity.
CUAGCUCCUUUCAUCAAUUGCAUAAAUAAAUAUUUCCUUUUCUUGAUAAUUAGAUCAUAACUUUAUAAUUUUCUGUUUUCUUAUGUAUUAUUUAUUAACCCAUUCUCCUUCUGUUCUCAGUACUUAAAAUUAAGGCUUAAACUUCUAUGAGCAGUUUUCUUGUUUCAAACAUCAAAAUAAAUUAGUAAAUGUACAUCAAAAAAACAAAACAAUACAGGUUUUGAUUUAUGACAAUUGCCCAAUUAAGGUUUAUGAAUAAAUAACCCUCCAUAUUGUCUUAUUCUUUCCCCCUUGACAUGAGAACAAUACACCAGUUAAGAGUACUUUUAUCAUUUACUUCACCUCUAUGAUGUCGUAGUUUCAGACUUGUUUCUGCUUAUAAACACAUGCAUAUCUGCAUUACAUUUUCUAUGACACCAUUUUUCACAUCCAUCACAAGUAUUUGUAUGCUGCUUUGGUCUAAGAAAAUAAUUGCAAUUUGAACACAAAUCAGUCAUACUGAAUAAGUUGAAUUUGAAUUGAGCAAGAAUAAUAUUAUUAGAUCACAUGCUUACUAAUAGAUAACUUAAUCUGUGAUAAUAUCAAAGCGAUUUACUCCAAUGGCUUCCUUAUUCAUUACUUAUGUUCAUCCAUCACAUUACUACACUAGUAAUUAGCCUGAACUAGGCCUAGUCGUAUGCACUUUCCUUGUAAGAAAGUCCUACCUUUUGUGAAAUUGUUUUAACAAUCGGUAUAAUAAGUUAAAUUCAAACCAAAUUAUUGCUAUAAGUAUAACUAAUAACGGUAAAAUACUAAACACAGCAUUAGUAUUUUUCAUAGUUUAGAUAGGCAGUGCAAGAAGGUUAUGCCUAGUCUAUAAAUGCCGUUACAGCUACAGCAAGGGAGAUUCACAAAGAAGCAUCUGGUGUUCUGGGAGAGAGGUAAUCUAGAUUAACAAGACAAUUCAGUACAAGUACCAGUAAAGCCUUAGAUAGUUUUUGUGUGAAGAUUUGAAAUGGCAACCCAGGGUAUAGAGAGAAUACCUGAUUCACUGGGCUAUUUGGUUUUAACAGAUGAUGGUGCUGUAGUCAGUUCAGGAGGGGAUUUAGAGAAUGAUGAAAGUUUAGCCAAUAAACUGUGUAAAAUGGUACAUACCGCUGUGGGUAUACCUGUUACCAGUGAUAGAAGAGACACUUUCAAACGAUUAUCAGUAAUAUGGGAUGAUUUUAUGUAUAUUGUAACUGUUUCGAACCAGAAGAUCUAUGUUUGUAAAAAGAAAUAUGUUCCACAAGACCCAGUUCUGACUUAAUACUUAUUAUUUUUAUUUUUGUUAUAUUGUUUUGUAUAUAUUUCUUCUAUAUUUGUAUAUAAACUUAUAGUAUCUAUUUGUA